AUGUCUCACAGAACAGAGAGACCUCAAUGUGCUGGUGCUGGUGUUGUCAUGGAGUUUGACCAAUAUAAUGACAGAGAUUCGCCUGUGAUAAAAGCCAGGAGCACUCCAAGAUCAGCCCUCAUCUACCUCAAGGGCCCCAAGUUUCUCAUCUAUGUGAGUGGAGCAUUAUCUAUGUGGGGUGAUCGCAUGUGGCAUUUUGCCAUUUCUGUUUUUCUGAUCGAGCUGUAUGGACAUAACCUGCUGUUAACUGGCAUCUUUGGACUGGUGGUGGCUGGGUCUGUGCUCUUACUGGGGGCUUUGAUAGGAGAUUGGGUUGACCGCAAUCCAAGAAACAAAGUGGCCCACCUGUCUCUGUUCAUUCAGAACGUCUCAGUGACCAUCUGCAGCAUUGUUCUCAUGUUGGUGUUCUCUUACAAAAAGCACAUUGAGGAAAUUUGGGAUGGAUGGUUAACUGUGGUUUGUUAUACGGUGGUGAUCAUCCUGGCAGAUGUUGCAAACCUCGCCAGCACUGCUCUUACCAUUGCCAUCCAGAGGGACUGGAUUGUGGUGAUCACAGGCUACAAUCGAGGUCACCUCGCAGGAAUGAAUGCGACCAUGAGGCGGAUCGAUCAGGUGACCAACAUCCUGGCUCCACUUGCAGUGGGUCAGGUAAUGACUCUGGCCUCUAAUGUGGUUGGCUGUGGCUUCAUCUUGGGAUGGAAUCUGCUGUCCCUCAUUGUAGAGUUCAUCUUCCUCUCCAGAGUCUACCGUAUCGUACCGGAGCUGUCUGUCAAACCACCAGUCCUGGAGCAUCAAAGCUGUUUGGAGAAGACAAGAGAAAGAAAAUCCUCACAAGGUAGAAGAUCAGAGUGUCCACCAGCAGCCAUUUCUGAAGAAAACACCACCAGCCUGCACUCACAAGAGCAAUCCAGAGUACCACCGUGCAUCCACCGUCUGCGUGUGCUCCUCAGCACCUGCCGAGAGGGAUGGAGGGCAUAUUACAGACAGCAGGUUUUUCUAGCCGGCCUGGGUCUGGCCUUCCUGUACACGACCGUGUUGGGUUUUGACUGCAUCACCACCGGCUAUGCGUAUAGCCAGGGCAUUAGCGGCUCUCUUCUCAGCAUACUAAUGGGUGUGUCAGCUGUGGCGGGGCUUUUGGGUACUGUCCUUUUCACAAAGCUGCGGAAAGCGUGUGGCCUGGUCAACACUGGGGUCAUUUCCAGCGGCCUGCACCUAGGUUGCCUUAUGCUUUGUGUGUGCUCUGUGUUUGCCCCCGGGAGCCCCAUGGCCCUUGGUGUGCUAGAUGUGAGGAAUGUGUCUGACGUGGACGGGAUGGCCGGAGGUCACCAGAGACACGGAUACCCGAUGCGUGUAGGCAGCAACCUGCCUCUCCUGCCAGACCGCUCGUCCAUUCACUGGACCAAUAACACUGUGCUGUUUGAGAAUGCACCGUCGGGGACAGAACCUGAGUCUUAUGUUUCUAUCAUCCUGCUGUUCUUGGGAGUCAUCACGGCUCGAGUUGGUCUCUGGUCUUUUGACCUUUCAGUGACUCAACUCUUGCAGGAAACAAUAUGUGAAUCGGAGCGAGGGGUGGUGAACGGAGUCCAGAGUUCUAUGAACUACCUGAUGGACCUCUUGCAUUUCCUCAUGGUCAUCUCUGCCCCUCAGCCACAACACUUCGGCAUUCUUGUCAUCAUUUCUGUUCUGUUCAUUUUCACGGGACACACCAUGUACUUCCUGUAUGCCAGGAAAGCCAAGAGGAAACAACGCACAGAAACAUAA
This is a messenger RNA of Triplophysa dalaica, 1761 nucleotides long. Its product is annotated as solute carrier family 40 member 1. Lineage: Eukaryota; Metazoa; Chordata; Actinopteri; Cypriniformes; Nemacheilidae. Gene Ontology annotation, biological process: iron ion transmembrane transport. The record is from RefSeq and is a predicted model, not a curated record. Gene Ontology annotation, molecular function: iron ion transmembrane transporter activity. Gene Ontology annotation, cellular component: membrane.